Molecule: messenger RNA, 5004 nt
Organism: Plutella xylostella (diamondback moth)
Lineage: Eukaryota; Metazoa; Arthropoda; Insecta; Lepidoptera; Plutellidae
Source: RefSeq, a predicted model, not a curated record
UUGACUGAUAAAAAAAAAUUAGGCAAAUGGCUGCCAAGAAAUCGACACGACGUUUUUUAACUCAAUAAAAUAAUCCGCCGUAAUUGCAUGAAUAAAGCGCUCUUUAUGAUCAUGAUUAGAAAAAUAGGCUUACACUAAAUACAGAGAACCAACAAUUUACUAUAUUGAUGGGCUAUAAGCCAUGAAAACCUUAUAAAAGACUUCUAACUUAGCGAACUAAAUUCCAUUGGAUUACAAUAUUUGCAAAAAACUGUAAUUGUGCUUGCGAUGGACCUACGCCCGUUUAUAACUUGUUGAUGUGAUGUAAGUGAGCAGCAGCAGCGCCGGCGCGAUGGAGCGGAGCUACGAGAAGCGCCACGGCAAGCAUCACAAGGAGAAGCACAAGAAGCGUCUGCACAAGAAGCACCGCAGCUCCAGCGGUACUCACGACCAAUCCUAUGCUACUGCCAAUUCCCACAAGCCUCUAGUCGAGUACUCGGAUGUCUCCUCCGAGGAUCUAUCCGCCCCGGAGGCGGGCGAGAUCGAGAGCGAGGCCAGCAGCAUCAGCCGCCACAUUGCCGACGACCUCGACCGCACGAGGAAGUCCCACCCUAUCCGCACCUUCGUCGACGACAAGACGAUAUCAGUCACGACGAAAAGCCGUCGCGCUGCCGACGAGUAUGCUCUCACACGUGAUUCUUGUUCAGCAGCGGCGCGGCGCUCGCGCGGGCUAGAGUACGCGGAGCCCGAGCCCGACUUCGACGAGCGCUCGAGACACAAGAAAAAGAAGGAUAAGAGGAAGAAGGAUAAAAAAAAGAAGAGGAAAAAGUCCUCCAAGUCUCACCGCUCGAGGUCGGCCAGCUUGGAGAGCCUGUCUCCGGAUGACAACCUGCCCGUGGGCAGUCCUGUGGCUGCUGUGCCACAGAAGUAUGAUCAAGUGCCUGUGAGUGAAUGGGAGAAGCCGUCAUCUCCUCUGCGCAAUGGAUCAUGCUCGCCGGUGUCCCCAUCCACGCCGCCGCUGCAGCGGGAGCGCCCGGCCUCGCCGCGACACCGGACCAUCUCCCUUCACCGGGAGCCGGUCCAUGUUCCGUAUUCCCCUCCACACAGGGAGCGAUCCCCCGGACUAAGAAGAAGGAAGUCGACGACGCCGCACACGCCGUCAGCGCCGCCCGUGGUGUACCACGAGACCGUGACCAUAGACUCCGACAAUGAGUACGAGAGAGACAGGCACAGGGACUACUGGCCGGACCACAGGGUCGCCUCGCCUAUUAUGGUCAUUUCUGAUUCCCCAGUGGAUGGUCGCGAGCGCGACUGGUCGCCUCGCCGCGCGCGCCGCCGCGCCAGCCCGCGCCGCCGCCACCGCAGCCGCGACCGACACCGGGAGGUCAAGCAUGAGCAUCGGUCACACAGUCGCAACUCGCUCAAGCGACGUCGCUCGUCGUCGCGCGGGCGGCGGCGCGGGUCGUCGCCGUCGCCGCCGCGCCACCGCGCCAGACAUCGGGACGAGACUAGGUACAGUAGAACAAAGCACGAGUCGCCGAGCCCGCCGUCUACGUCGGCGCUGCAGCGCAAGAUCGACUUCAAGGAGAAGAUCAGCGACACCAGCCUGUUCGCCGAGCUCGUCAAGGACAAGCAUAAGAGGGCUAAGAAACUGCAAGAGAUCCUGAACCAGAAGGAGGAGGAGUCUCAGGGCGCGCUGUCGUCCACCACGUCCGUCAACAACCCCGACGUGCUCACCAUCGACGAGCUGUCCAACGCCACCGCCGACAGCUCUACGCAGUCGAAAGAGAACGGGUCUAAGGAGACGAUAGCGGAGAUGUCUGAUAUCCCGAUGCCGAGCGCGGAGAGCGAGCAGUCCGAGCCGCCGCCCGUCAACAACCACGCCGCCAAUGAGGCUCAACCUGCCCGCUCGCCGUCGCCCCCUAGCGCGCCGCCGCUGCCGUCGCCGCCGCCGCCGCCCGCCUCCGUGGUGGAGGGCGUGUACCUGCAGAACCAGCAGCCGCCGCCGCCCAAGCCGCGCAGCCUCACCAAGCUGCCGAUGCCGCCUAAUACUCAGGUGGAAGAUCUGAAGUCAUUAGCCAAUGACACGAGUCCGCUCAGUACCCCCUCACCUAGUCCUGUAAAGAAGCCCAAGAGAACUGGAAUUAUGAACCUACCUAUGCCCCCUGUGAUCCCCGGCUCGGAGGAGCUGAGCGGCGACGAGCUGGACGGCUCCACGCCGCCGCCCGCGUCCCGCCGCGACCAGUACUCGCACGUGUUCAGCUCGCGCCAGGGCGCCCGCGGCGACCCCAAUGCCGCCGGCUCCAAGCUGAAGAGGCCGCGCAUCCUAAAGCGGCGCGGCUCGAAGGUGGUGCCGGUGGCCACGCCCACGCACCACGCCAAGGACUGGGGCGAGAAGUGCGUCGACGGCUUCCAGGUUAUAACCCAAAUCGGCGAGGGCACGUACGGGCAGGUUUACAAAGCCAGAGACAAGAACACCAACCAGCUGGUGGCGCUCAAGAAGGUCCGUCUCGAGAACGAGAAGGAGGGCUUCCCCAUCACCGCCGUGCGCGAGAUCAAGAUCCUCAGGCAGCUGAAUCAUAAGAAUAUAGUGAAUUUGAGGGAGAUUGUCACGGAUAAGCAGGACGCGCUUGACUUUAGGAAGGACAAAGGCUCGUUCUACCUCGUGUUCGAGUACAUGGACCACGACCUGAUGGGCCUGCUGGAGUCCAAGAUGGUGGACUUCACGGAGAGCCACAACGCGUCCAUCAUGCGCCAGCUGCUGGACGGGCUCGCCUACUGCCACCGGAAGAACUUCCUGCAUCGGGACAUCAAGUGCAGCAAUAUAUUGAUGAAUAAUAAAGGAGAAGUGAAGCUCGGCGACUUCGGUCUAGCCCGACUCUGGUCAGCAGAAGACCGGGCGCGGCCGUACACCAACAAGGUGAUCACGCUGUGGUACCGGCCGCCGGAGCUGCUGCUGGGCGAGGAGCGGUACGGGCCGGCUGUGGACGUGUGGUCCAUGGGAUGUAUACUGGGAGAGCUGUUCUUGAAGCAUCCCGUGUUCCAGGCCAACGUAGAAAUGAUGCAACUGGAGAUGAUAUCGCGCGUGUGCGGCACCCCGGUCCCGGGCGUGUGGCCCAACGUGGUGAACCUGCCUCUGUGGCACACCUUACGGCCUAAACGCUUCCACAAGCGCUGCGUCCGAGAACACUUCGCAUUCAUGCCCGCCCCCGCACUGAAUCUACUGGACAGGAUGCUAGAACUAGACCCCGAUAAGAGGAUAACGGCGGAAGAGGCGCUCAAGAGCCCCUGGCUGAAGAAUGUCGUGCCCGAUCAUAUGACGGCUCCGGAGCUGCCGACGUGGCAGGACUGCCACGAGCUGUGGUCGAAGCAGCGGCGCCGCCAGCAGCGCGAGGCGGAGCAGCAGCCCAAGGCCAAGAACGCAAACUACUCCUUCGGCGGCGCGCCCUACGACCAGGACAAAAUGGACGCCAAGAGCGACUCCAACUCACAGGACGCCCCCUACAAGACAGAAACAGCCUUCAAACAGGACACCCAGGAGGCCGUCCAACAAGUGAAAUAACACAGGGACAACUACUAUGACUAUUACUGUUACAAUUACGAGGAUUAGCAGUGAACUCGGUGCUAAGUGUGUGUGUGCGACCAAAUUUUUAUCAAUUACCAAAGCAAUUGACGCGCUAGUUACCUAUUUGGUGUCACGGAUUGAUGUAUAAAUGUUGAUAGGGUACAUGAACUCUUGUGCAAGUUUGUAUAUAUUUGUUAGCUGUUAGCGCUGCACAUUUCUGAUUGGCUUGUGUAAGUUAUGUUAAGUUAGCCGUAAGAUAUUGCAGCGAACUUAUGUAUUUGUGAAGAGCUGGAGGUAUUGACUAAUUUUAACCGACACGGCUAAGCCGCGGAGGUUUCUUAUUGUGCGUGUAUGUUUUAUAUUCAUGGCACUUUCACUUAAAAUGAAGUCCUAAACAAAAUUAUCUUCCAACAUUAUCAAUUUUUCGAAAUUCUAUCACUGUAAAAGCUAAGCCCAAACCUGUGAUUAUAAAAAAAGCUAUUCGAAUAUUGGGAUUGAUUUUAAGUUCUAGUUUACAUCGACAUAGAUAAAUAUUAUACAUGUAUACUUGUGGUAUGUAGAGGCAUAAUAAAGUUUAAUGUUGACCGUAAAUGCAGUAUUACUUUUGAGAAUAUCUAUAUUUAUGUAUGAACUGAACAUUUUAUUUAUUUUUACCGCUAAAACCCCUUUCCAUGUCACAAAAUAUGAAUAUGUCCUCGUACCAUAAGUAUACAUUCCACUGAAUAGACUGGUGGCAUUUAAAUAAUAUUGGAUUUAUCCAAUAUUUUGUAGUUUGGUGUUUAUUUUCGAUUAAAUGAACUUGCGGCCAAACCAGAGGAAUAUAUUUAUAUGUGGUGCCUUAUAAGAGGAAGAUAGUAUAUUUUCCUUGGUUACCCAGUCAAUAUUUUUAUAUUUAUCUAAUUAGAUUUCAAAAUCAGAACAAUUAACUUUUAAUCAAUUCAUCCUCUGGUUAGAUAGUGUGGGUAAAUAAAAUAUAAAGAGACAUGUAUUUAUGUUUUUCAGUAUAAAUGGUUUCUUUUAGUUUUAAAAUAUUUAAAAAACAAAUCUUCCAAUGAAAUGCAGAAUAUAGAAUGUAUCAAUAUAAGGAGCGUACUACUAAGAAGUGCAUUUUUGAGGCCAGAAGUGGUCUUCGACCAUCACAAAUGCCUUAAGGCUUAAAAGACUAUGUAUUAUAUAGCCCUAAGUUUAAUAUAUGGUUUAAUUAUGUUAAUAAUACGGAGUUAUGGGGGUAUGCAAUGUAGUAACUAUUUUUGAGGUUAGGCGCUGCUUCUGAAAUCUAUAAAUCAUCUACAAAUCACAGAAUGUGUGUGACGAAGCCAGCAACGUAAUGUUAAUUCACUUAUUAUGUUAUUUUAGAAGACUGAGAAAUGAAUGCCGCCGUAACUCCGUAUUGUUAUAAUUAUCAAAAUGAACAUGUAAAAAUGUAACAUUUUAUAAAUACAGACUAUGGUGAAUUAUUA